AUGAACAAAAGGAAAAAUCGCCAAGGGCCGCCGAGAUCGCCCCGCGGCCGAGUGGUAGCAGAGGGCGUCUAUAAUAACGCGCAUUUUAUGCACGCUGCGACGUCACACGUAGGAGACAUUGUGCAGGUCCUCACGCAGUCGGGGUGUCUUUGGGAGGGGGUCUUCAAGACCUUCAGCGCUCAGUUUGAGGUGGUAUUAGAAGUAGCGCAUCGAGUGGAUCAAGAGGGCGUGGUGGCUGUCGACUCCGUAGUUGAAAAGUUAAUUUUUAAACCACAGGAUGUGGUAUCCAUCAGAGCUAAAGAUUCGGAUCUCGAGUACGCUACUUCCGACGUCUUUCAGACUGACAGCGCUAUAUCAAAAAAUUUUAAUGGUAACGGUCGGUCAGCAGAGGAACGUCACCUAGAGCCGUGGGACGGCGAGAGCGAGGCGGCCGAGACGCCCUCUCUGAACGGAGACGCUAGACUUGACGACCUCGAGCUAGACCACCGCGCCAACGGCUGGGACGCCAACGAUAUGUUCCGCAAGAACGAAGAGGUGUACGGCGUUCAUAGCACAUACGAUCACUCGCUGGCCGGCUAUACCCUGCCGCUGCAGCGUAAAGACACUCAGGACUACAGGGAUGCCGAAGCUAAAGCAGAAGAGAUAGCCGCAGAGAUAGAGAGCGCGCCGUCAUACAAGGCCCGCCUGGAGCUUGAAAACGGAGACGAAGAGGAACGCUUCGCUGCCGUCGUGAGGCCCGCUGAUAGCGGCAAGUACGUUAUACCGAACAAACGGAAAAAUAUGCAGACUGGUAAACUAGUGAAGCCGUCGAAUAAUAAUGGGGGGUCGUCGCCCAGCGCUGGGGGUAAACCGCCUGCUUUCGCCCACGCGCCACCUAAAGAAAAGGAGCAUAGACCACCAAGACACCACCUCACACCUCCCUCCGACCGUCGACCAGACGACCAACCGGCGGCGAGCCCCGGGCCGGCGGGCGGCAAGAGCUACGCGGCGCAGGCGGGCGGCUACCACGCGCCGCCCGCCUUCCCGCACCACGCGCACCCAGCAAGCGGCAAAAUGAACGGCGAGCCACGAGCGGCACCGCUGCCUCGUCAAGGGUUCCCGCCCCACCACCACCAUGUGAAGAGGGAAAUGGGCACCGAGAUGACGGCUGUUAGAAGAGGGAAGAAAUAUUAUUUACCUGCUGCUUACAGAAACCCGCCCCCGGGCGCGGAACACGCUCGGCCGCCCCGGCACCACGCCCCGCCGCACGCGCCGCCCCACGCGCCGCCCCACGCCCCACCGCACGCCCCACCACACGCCCCGCCUGAACCACGACGCCAGGACGAAGUGCAGGAACUACGCAAGUUCGGCCAGGAGUUUAAACUGGUGACAUCCCCGGCACCCCCCACGCCCGCACCGCCCCCUGCCACCACUCCAGUCGCCGCACCUCCACCCGCGCCGCAGUCGUCGGGCACGGCGAGCCCCCCGGAGGUGUCGGCCAACGCGGGCGCGCCGUCGUCCCCGCCGCGCCGCGAGCGCGCCCACAAGCCGCCCGCCGCGCCGCCCCCCCCAGCCCCGGUCACGGCCACAAAGGAGGAAACCAGCGAGCCACGCUCCGAGGCCGCAUCCCCGGCCGCCGCAGUCAAGAAGUCCACUCUUAACCCCAACGCUAAGGAGUUCAACCCCAGCGCCAAGCCCUUCACACCGCGCAGUCCAACCACACCUGGACAGAGCAGGCCGCACACGCCGGGCACGCCGGUGGGCGUGGGCGUGGGCGUGGGCGCGGGGCUGGGCGGCGUGGGAGUGGUGGGCGCCGGCGUCAGCUACGUGCCCGCGCCGCCGCCGCCCACGCACAUGUUCAUGUCGUUACAACUAAUAGUAAUUGUGUGUGCCCAAUGGUCCAGUAACCGAAGUGUCCGGUUGCAGGUGGCGGCGGUACCAGCGUACGCGAUGGUCGCUCAACAACCGCCCGCCUACAUUCCACACCCACACCCGAUAUACGGCGCUGCGAUGGGCGGGGGCGCUGGUGUGGGCGGCGCCGGACAGCACGGUCCCAUGGCUACACAGUCACAGAGAAAUUUCAGAAAAGGCUCCGGGGUGCAAGUGGCCGCGGCGACGGGACAACCCCUACUGGCCCCAGCCCCUAUGCAGCAAUUUGUGCCCUACCCGCACCCCCACCCGCAUCCAGCGCACCCCGCUCAGCCCGCACUGCAGUACCAGCACAUGGUGCGGAUGUACCACCACGGCGGCGGCGGGGUGGGCGGCGUGGGCGGCGGCGUGGGCGUGGGCGAGUACGCGCCGCCCGCGCAGUCGCCCGUGGCGCCGGCGCCGCUGUACCCGCCGCCCUCGCCCGCGCACACGCCGCACCCGCACCCGCACCACCCGCACCACCACCACUACCAGCAGCCGCCCUUCCAGGUGGUGCCUCAGGUGCUGUGCCCGCUGAUGGGCCCGGGCGGUGCGCACCACCACCACCACCACUCGCACGUGGCCUACCUGAACCACGCACCGCCCACUGCCAGCCCACCGCAUCACCCACACCCCGUGCAGCAAGUGCUGAUGCCGCCCAGCCACCAGUCGUCGGGGGGCUCCAGCACCCCGGGCGUGCACUCCUCGCACCCCUAA
Messenger RNA from Melitaea cinxia (Glanville fritillary), 2604 nucleotides. Its product is annotated as ataxin-2-like protein. Gene Ontology annotation, biological process: cytoplasmic stress granule assembly. The transcript is spliced from 20 exons. Lineage: Eukaryota; Metazoa; Arthropoda; Insecta; Lepidoptera; Nymphalidae. Bases 1 to 2604 code for a protein of 867 amino acids. The record is from RefSeq and is a predicted model, not a curated record. Gene Ontology annotation, molecular function: RNA binding. Gene Ontology annotation, cellular component: cytoplasmic stress granule.